GGAGCAUUUAGUAGACACACUCCUUCACUCAGUCACUCUCCCCUAGCCAGUGACGUCCACCACUGCAAACAUUUGCUGCCUGCCAGGCCCCCUCCUCUCAGCCACGAUGACCGGCACCCUCUGCUUGAGCUCCCUCCUCCUCCUCGUGCUGAUGCUGCUGUCCCUCUCCUGUCCCGCUCGUGCUGAACCUCGGCGGACCACGUCCUCUCAGCUCAGGCUGGCUCGCGCACCAGCUGCCAAGGUGCGUUUGGCGGGCAACUUUGCGCGAGAACCGCACGAAGGGCGCGUGGAGGUGCUGCACAACAACACCUGGGGGACAGUCUGCGAUGAUGAAGUGGACAUCAAGAUGGCCAACGUGGUGUGCCGAGAGCUCGGUUUCCAGAGCGGUGUAACGUGGGCACACAGCGCUAAGUAUGGAGAAGGAGCGGGCCCAAUAUGGAUGGAUAAUGUGCGCUGUGAUGGCUCAGAGAAGUCCUUGAAGGACUGCAAACACAACGGUUGGGGCGUGAAUGACUGUAAACACUCUGAAGACUUGGGGGUGGUGUGCACACCUGAGCGCAGGCUGGAUCAAACAGCAAUUAGAGGCUACACCACGGCCACCAGGCCCAAUGGCAGAUCCGCACCUCAGUGGCAGGGCCCUGUGGCCACCCGCAGGCAUCCAGGAUAUGGCUAUUAUGGAAACGGACAUCAAGCUGAGAUCCCCAGGUUUCAAAGACAUCACCAGGGUCACAGUAAGGUGCAAAUCGAGGAAGUCCGUCUUCGUCCCAUCCUCAUGGCUACCAAGAAGAAGAGCCUGAUCACAGAGGGUGUGGUGGAAGUGAAGCACGCUGGGAGAUGGAGGCAGGUUUGUGACUUGGGUUGGAGUCUCAACAGCAGCCUAGUUGUGUGUGGGAUGCUCGGCUUUCCAGAGGCUACUCAACACAAUGUCAGAACAUACAAAAAAAUAUGGGAUACCAAGGUUGCAGAUCCUUCUACAAGAUUGAGCAUCAUGUCAAAGAAGAAAGGAUUCUGGGUAGAAAAAUUUCACUGUCUGGGCACUGAGAACAGCCUUUCAGAGUGCCAUUCUAAGCUGUCAAUCCCCCGUAGUCCCACUCCUUGUAAGAAUGGGAGACAUGCAGUGGUCAAGUGUGUGCCAGGACCUCAGUUUGCUCGCAUCUCCUCAGGAAGACCCCAAGCCCCCUAUCCAGUUGUGCCUGUGCGUCUGAAGGCUGGCCCCAGGCUUGGUGAGGGUCGUGUGGAGGUGCUCCGAGACGGAAAAUGGGGGACCAUCGUGGACCACAUGUGGGAUAGACCUGCAGCCAGUGUGGUGUGCAGAGAACUAGGCUUUGGUUCUGCCAAGGAUGCCCUGCAUGGAGCCUUUAUGGGUCAAGGUACAGGACCUAUCCAUAUGAACAGUGUCCAGUGUAUGGGGUCAGAGCGCUCCAUCCUAGACUGCUACUUUCAGGAAGUCCAACCGUGGACAUUCAAACACAGCCAGGAUGCCUCAGUACGCUGUAAUGUCCCAAAGACUGGAAUGGAGAACACGGUACGACUUGUUGGUGGUAGAGUCCCAUCAGAAGGCCGUGUGGAAGUGUUGAUGGAGGUUGGAGGUCGUAAGCGUUGGGGCUCUGUCUGUAGUGAGAACUGGGGCAUCAACGAGGCGAUGGUGUUAUGCAGACAGCUCGGCCUGGGCUUCGCUGCCAGUGCUCAUCAGGAGACCUGGUACUGGCCCGGUGACCCAAAUGCAGCUGAUGUGAUUCUCAGUGGAACUCACUGUGUGGGCACAGAAUUUUCAAUUCAACAAUGUCGCCGCAACAACCAUGUCCAUUGUCCUCGAGGAGGUGGAACUAAGGCAGCUGGGGUCAGCUGUUCAGACACGGCACCUGACCUCGUUCUGGAUGCCCAGCUGGUCCAGGAGACAGCCUACCUGGAAGACCGACCCCUCCACCUGCUGACCUGUGCCAAUGAGGAGAACUGUCUGUCCUCGUCUGCUGCCAGGAUGAAUUGGCCUUAUGGCCACCGACGCUUGCUGCGCUUCUCCUCCCGCAUCAUGAACAUGGGACGGUCCGAUUUCAGACCCAAAGCAACAAGAGAGAGCUGGACAUGGCACCAGUGUCACAGGCACUACCACAGUAUCGAGGUGUUCACACAUUACGACCUGCUGACUCUGAAUGGCACGAGGGUUGCAGAGGGACACAAGGCCAGUUUCUGUUUAGAGGACACGUAUUGCCCUGAUGGACUCCAGAAGCGGUUCUCCUGCUAUAACAUGGGUGAUCAGGGUAUCUCUGUGGGCUGCUGGGAUACAUAUCGCCACGAUAUCGAUUGUCAGUGGAUUGACGUGACAGAUGUACGGCCUGGAGACUACAUCUUUCAGGUGGAAAUCAACCCCUCAAUGGACAUGGCUGAGUCUGACUUUAUGAACAAUGUUAUGAGAUGUCGGUGCAAAUAUGAUGGCCACAGAGCUUACAUGUAUGGAUGUCAUGCAGGUGAUGCAUACAGUGCAGAGAUUGAGGACCUGUUUGAGCACCAGAGGCAAAUCACCAACAACUCUGUGUAGCCCAUCCUAGAGCCCAGUGCAAAGGCCUUCCAGUGGGACCCAGAGACUACUCAGGGUGGGCUGAGGUAGAUGGCCCUAGGCCCUUGGGACCUUAGGACCCACAAUAACAGACAACAACAAUGGUGCCUGUUCACCUCCUUGGCAGAUGUGGAUAAAAUAUUGUUAACCGCAUCAUAUUACAGCAGCGACCAUUGCAGAGACUCUAUUGACAACAAGAAUGGAACAGGUGCCAAACUGCUCAACAUGUUUUUUACUCUAGGAAAGUAGGAAGAUAUUGGAUAUUCAAACUAUACAGAUUUUUUUGAAUGUGGACGACUAGUAACUUAAAAUAGUUAUUCAAAACGUGUACGUAUGAAAGACCUUAAUGUCGCUAUAACUAAUCUGUCACAAAGGCAACAGGGAGGCCCGUGCUGUUGGGAAAUCUCAUUCCCAAUUUAGAAGAUAUGAAAAUCUGAGAAAAAAUAAUAAUAUUGUGAGUUUGCAUAAUUUCUGUUGCAAAAGGCCAAUGUAAUGCACAUCUAGCAUAAGUACUAAAAUUUGCUCUGUUGGCAUUCAUUUUACCGAAAAUUCUUUACUUUAAUUUUGUAACUGUUACGCCUUUACAUAACCUUACUAUGUUUCAGGUGAACAGUGUUGUACAAUCGUUUUGGGUAGUUUUCUUUCACAGUUAAUUAGGUAUUUUAUCAUUGCUUUGGUUUUAACAAGAUCAUUGUUUUAUAAAAGUGUAGUCGUGCUACAAGGUUUUGCUUCUCAUCUAGAAUAGGUAAGAAGAGGUCACAUGAUUUUUUAUGGAACAAAGCACUUUAUCUUUUAAACAGCAGUAUUCUAGUUUUGCCCCAAUACUUGUUUUUUAUUAGCCACAAAUUUGACUUCUUAGGGUGUUUAUCUAAAAAACACUUUAUUGUGUUUUACAUUUCAGAAAGUUGCAAAGAAACUCCCGCACACUGUCUAACUUGCAAAAAUAAAUGUAAUCGCUGGCAGCGUUUCAGUACUAGAACUUCCUCAGGCUGAGGGAGAUCUAAUACCAAAAUGUGUUUAAUAGCUGGCAACAUCAGCUAUUAAAUUUAAUUUGGCAAGUUAGACAGUGUGCGGGAGUUUCUUUGCAACUUUUGACCUACUCGUCCCUCUCCGACCUACCUGUCUCACGUUAUAGAUGUGUGAAGUAUUUUUCUGUUCUACAUUUCAGAAAGUGAAAUAUAAGGUUUGUGUUUAGUUUUCAUAUGCAAUAUACUAUUUAUGCUGUAACUUUAUUUAUUCAUGGUUUCACACAUACACAGCAUGCUCAGUAAAGAGUUUGUUAGCCAGCGCUUAAUUAACAAUGCUGAAUACUUUUUUGUUUUGUUUCUGAUAAUUAACCAGGGAGGAAAAAUUAUUUCAUACAGGACAUAUUAUUAGAACUUUCCCAUGAUGCAGAUAAAUCAUUUUUUAUUUAUUUUAUUUUAGUUAUUAAAAUAACUGUACAGGUUUUUCUUUUCCAACCUCUCUGAUGGAAGGGACAAAACCACAGUAUUGUGGCAGGCAGGCAGGGAGGCUGGGUUUUGAGAGCAUAUAAAAAAACUUUUAAUUACAUCUGUUUGGGUUAGACAUAAGGUUAUGCUUAAGGUUAGGGCUAUAGCAUGUGCUUUAUAAAGAAAAACUAUGGCGUUGUUAUAUAUGGAAUCACGGAAAGAGCGAGAAUCUGGAUUUUCACCUUAACACAAACUACAAGAAAGAUUCUGAGUUUCUGAGAUGAUUUAGUAAGGGAGAUGGUGAUUGAAAGAAAGAUUGAGUAAGAAUGACAGAAAGAGAGAAAGGGGUGAAGUUUGGAGAAAGACUUAUGCAGACAUGCAGUUUUUACUACCAGAGCUGUCUUUUUGUAGGCAGCCAUAGAGAGACCACAAGCUGGCAUUUUCAGUUCUCCGACGAGAACAACAUGUUUGUCUGGGAGAAAAAAUAAAUUCCUCAAUUCACGCUUCAACUCAGUAAACAGUGCCCUUAUUUUUACUAAAACGGGGCUGCUAAAAUAUACUGUUUCUCUCUAUACUUUCUUUGCUAACAUUUAGCUCCACACCAAACAAUGAUGCAACUUAAUUUUCUUUACAGCAUGGAACUUGUGUUAAUCAUGUUGUUUUACCCCAAUAAUGUGUUUGAUGUGUUUGGCUUGAUUUCUUGGUGGUUAAAUGGGUUAAGAUGGUUUUCUAAUGGCCAGUUUCCAGGACAUGUUGUGGAAAGGACAAGUCACUCAUAAAGACAACUGUAGACUUAAUUUAUUUAGCACAUUGUCUUCCUCCUCACUGGAAGGCUUAGAAAGAAUAGAUAGCUUUUUAGAAUAACUUUUAAAAAUCAUGCACAUCUGGUCAAACACAGUCAGCCCUAUUACUAAAAACUGUUGGGGAUACAAAUGUUAGAAGAUAGACCUGAAAGUCUAAAAUAAGUGUUUGCUGAUUUGCUUUGCUAUUGUUUUGUGCUUGUAUACAGUUGCUAUUGACAUAGUGUGGUCUGUUCUGUGUGUUAUUUAAAAUGAUAUGCCAUUCCAUAUCUUAAGUUGGUUCAUAUUCACCACUCUCAUCAAAUUACUGUGUUGUACCCAUGCUAUAGGCAUAGCACUGGGACAUUUCCAUGGCCAGUUAUGCUUUUAUUUUGUUUUUAAAGCUGAGAGUGUGAGCUACAUGGUGCUUAUCUACAAUCAUAUUUAGAGAAAGCUGUGCUCUCAGGGACUUUAACCUCAUCUAAAGAGAAAAAAUACUGUUUCAUGUGAUGUGAUUUGGGUUGCUUUUAGCUGUAAUGCAUACACUCUUACAAAAAAGUGAUCUGUACCCACAAAAGUUAGGAUAACUGUUGAUAGACACUGGCUGAGUCAGGGGCAACUUUCAGUUAAAGACCAAAUCACAAUCCAUUUAUUCAUCAUUACUGUGAAUCAAUAAAACUUCAUCACAUAC
Molecule: messenger RNA, 5454 nt
Organism: Sander lucioperca (pikeperch)
Lineage: Eukaryota; Metazoa; Chordata; Actinopteri; Perciformes; Percidae
Gene: loxl4
Product: lysyl oxidase-like 4
Exons: 15
Coding region: 107-2536 (809 amino acids)
Biological process (GO): peptidyl-lysine oxidation
Cellular component (GO): membrane
Molecular function (GO): copper ion binding; protein-lysine 6-oxidase activity
Source: RefSeq, a predicted model, not a curated record